AUGCCAGGUGGAUCGUCAGCUAUCGUUAACAAUAUGUAUGUUGAUGACUUAGUUAUCAGUUUUGCAAGUGCGCAAGAAGCCGAAGAAGUCGCCAAGGAAGCAGUUGCUAUAAACUCUGCUGCAGGUUUUACGCUAAGGAAAUUUGUGUCAAACGACAAAGGUCUUCAAGCCGAACUGAAUGGCGAGAACAAUUUCGCAGAUAGUGUUGUAGACAUGGAGCGAAAGUCUAUUGUCGACAAGGUGUUGGCCGUCGCGUAUCUGCGCAUAUUCAAAGGGGAAGACGUUGAUAUCGCAUUUGUCGCCGCUAAAUCGCGUUGUGCUCCUCUUAAGGGCAUGACAAUUCCCCGCUUGGAACUGCAAGCCGCAGUUCUUGGUAGCCGUCUUCAGAAGUCAGUUGUGGAAUACCACGACUUCAAUAUACAUCGCAUCGUAUUGUGGAGUGACUCAAAGACAGUAUUGCUCUGGAUCCGCUCGACGACUAGAGAAUACAAACAAUUCGUUGCUGUCGACACACGAGGUCAGCCCAUGACAGAAUCCGGUGCACGAAACCGCUGGUUCAAGGGGCCUACCUUUCUGCAACUCCCAGAAUCCGAGUGGCCAAAAGAAGUUACGCCACUUACGUCAACAGAAUGUGCUGCCGAGGAGAAGAAAAUCUUGCUUCUCACCUCAACAACAGAUGAGGUAACGAGCUGGGUGUUACGAUUCAACUUUAACGCAAGAAACCGUAUUCGCCGUUCAGGAGAGCUAAAAGCAUUUGAGAUCACUGACUCAGAAGUCUUCGUAUGUCGCCGCGUUCAGGAAGAGGUCUUUUCUAACGAAUUAGAAGAGUUGCGCUCCAAGCAAAAAGUGUCGAAGUCGAGCCCGUUAUACCAACUUACGCCGUUUUUAGACAUCGGUGGUUUGAUUAAAGUGAAUGGCCGCAUCGAUGCAGCAUAUUGCCUCCCUCUAUCGGCACGUCGUCCAAUCAUAAUGCAUCAACGCAACCACGUAACCAGUCUCUUAGUUUCAUAUUGGCACAAAAAGCUUCAUCAUCAGAAUGAUUGUCUCACAAUAAAUCAAAUUCGUCAAAAGUUCUGGGUACCACACAUCCGAGCAGUGCUUACGUCAGUAAAAAAGCGUUGUUCCGUAUGUAUCAUCACAGCCAAGCCAAGUGCGCCGAUGAUGGGUCAAUUGCCUGUCGAUCGCCUCACGCCUUACGUUCGUCCAUUCAGAUACACAGGAGUCGAUUACUGUGGUCCAUUUUUCGUUACUAUUGGACGUCGUAGAGAGAAACGCUGGGUUGCGUUAUUCACGUGUUUAACCGUCAGAGCCAUACACCUGGAGUUAGCUGAGGAUUUAUCGACCGAUGCGUUCAUAAUCUGCAUCAGAAACUUCAUCAACCAUCGUGGCACACCCGUACGAAUGCGAAGCGAUAACGGAACUAAUUUCGUUGGCGCCCAAAAACUAUUACGCGUCGAAGAGAGACUAUUUGACUUUAACCGUAUUGAACAAGACUGUGCCGAACGCGGUAUAGAGUGGAUCUUUAAUUGCCCUGCGAACCCGGCUGCUGGAGGAUGCUCGGAAAGAUUGGUUCAGUGUGUAAAACGACUUUUGGAGCGAGUGCUAAAGGAAGAAGCACCUCGUCUGGAAACAUUCAGAAGUACUUUAAUUGAAGCUGAAAACAUCUUAAACAGCCGUCCGCUUACAGAUAUUCCAAUCUCACAUCACGACCAAGAGCCGCUAACGCCGAACCACUUUUUGUUGGGUUGCCUGAAUUCAACGCAAACUCCAAGUCUCGAAGAAGAAAAGUUGUGCACCAGAGAGCAAUGGAGAAUUUCGCAAGCCUUGAAAGAUCGUUUGUGGAAAAGGUGGACCAGUGAGUAUUUGCCAUCCCUAAUAUGUCGCCCAAAAUGGAGGGAACAAGUCAAACCACUACAGCCAGGACAGUUGGUAAUAGUUUGCGAACCAAAUCUCCCGAGAAGUAAAUGGCUCAAAGGCAGAAUUAAGGAAGUGUUCGCCGCAAAGGAUGGCCAAGUCCGAUCCGCUAUAGUUCAAACCAGCACAGGAGAUUUGCGAAGACCAGCCGCAAAGCUAGCCGCUUUAAAUAUUUGUGAAUCCCAAUAA
Rhagoletis pomonella (apple maggot) is the source of this 2103-nucleotide messenger RNA. RefSeq lists its product as uncharacterized. The record is from RefSeq and is a predicted model, not a curated record. The coding region runs from base 1 to 2103 and encodes 700 amino acids. NCBI's taxonomy places the organism in Eukaryota, Metazoa, Arthropoda, Insecta, Diptera, Tephritidae. Gene Ontology annotation, biological process: DNA integration. The transcript is spliced from 4 exons. Gene Ontology annotation, molecular function: nucleic acid binding.